CAAAUCUAGAACAACAACAAAAAAGACCUCUAAAAGAUAAGGAAAAGUAACGAGCUGGUGUGAACUAAUCAAUGAUGAGCAGACUUUUAGUGACAUUACAUGGACUACAUCCAUCAUGAGUGGACAUAUCUUUGAGAACGACUUGGAUGGAUCUUGGAACGCGGAACGGAUCCCACUUCUCCAGCGAACAGAAAAUGAUGCUCGCUAUCGCGGAGCCAAGCGCCAAUUAUCUACCCUCUCGCCAUUGAACAACAACGUGUCUUUGACCUCGUCUCAAACCUCCAUAGCGUCGAAAUGGUCUUGGCAAAGGUCGCUCAAGGUUUCAUUUUUAGCCUUUAUCUGCCUUGUUCUCGUGGUGUGUCUGUUAUUUUUGCCGGAAGAAAGUAUCAACACGACCAUCAUCGACGUGACCCAUGAUGAACCCAAGAGAAUCGAUUUGGAUCGGAGAUACCACGAGAAAGGCUCGGUGAGCGAGAAGAUCCUUCGAGUCACACUCAAGGGCUCGUUUGUCGCCGAUGAAUUGGUCCCAUUGGUCAAGGACAAGGUUGUCAUCAUUGCCAAAAAGGAUUAUGCCAACUACUCGGACACCACAACGCAGACGUGGGAAUUGGGAUUGAUGCCCGAAAAAGUAUCCAAUUACUUCUACCUCGCUCAAACCGUCGAGAGGCACAUUUUCGAUUUGGAUGGAUUUGACUUGGAGAGCGAGAAUGUAAGUUUGUUCAUAUCGACCACCGCCGAUCAUUCCGUGGCCUUGGCCGUGACCAUCGAGCUUCUGUCCACGUUGGUGGAUUUGGGAGUGAUGAUGGGAGGGGUGGUUCUCGUGGUCAUGUAUGUAUUCAUAAUUUUUGAAUUGGUUCAUCGAACCGUGGUGUCCAUGUUGGCGGCGACGGCAGCCAUCGCCAUCUUGGCCUUGCUCAACGAAAGACCAACUCUCAUGGAGAUCAUGAGCUGGAUCGACAUUGAAACACUGACUUUGCUCUUCAGCAUGAUGAUCAUCGUGGGAAUCAUUUCGGAAACGGGGGUUUUCAGUUACUUGGGCUAUCUAGCCUACCGAAUAACGAGAGGUCAAAUUUGGCCGUUAAUCAUCAUCCUAUGUCUUCUCACAGCCUUGGUUUCGGCCGUUCUCGACAAUGUGACUACUAUUCUACUCAUGACCCCGGUCAUCAUUCAGUUAUGUGAAAGCAUGAACAUCGAUCCCACCAAAGUAUUAAUAGCCAAUGUGAUCUUUUCCAAUAUUGGUGGAGCUUCUACAGCCAUUGGGGAUCCACCCAACGUGUUGAUCGCUUCCAAUCCGAGCAUUCAAGAGAGGGGCGUAACCUUCCUGACCUUCACCGCUCACAUGACGUUGUGCACCGUGGUCGUCUUCGUUCUCAGCCUGGGAUUUCUCAGACUUUUAUAUGGGAAGAUGGAGGCAUCGAAGAAUGAAAAUCAGGACAUAAAGGACUUGAAACACGAAAUCAAGAUUUGGAAGCGAACCGCUCAAGGCAUGCCCAACUACACCCGAGAAGAGGCCCAAGUGAAAACCGCCAUUGAGCUGAAGAUCCAAGAGUUAAAAGAGCACCUCUUGGAACGCGAAUCUCGAACCUCCCUUUUCAGUGCCUACAUCACUUCCAGGGGUCUGGAUGAGUUGCGCGAGAAUUGUCGGAUCACCGACAAGUGGCUCCUGGUCAAAUCGAGCAUCGUGAUGAUCCUCACCAUCGGGCUGUUCUUUAUGGAGAACUUUCCCCAGUUCAAUCUCAGUCUCGGGUGGACGGCCUUUCUGGGCGCACUGACCCUACUGAUCAUUUCCGACAAGGCCGAGGUGGAAUCGGUUUUUGCCCGCGUUGAAUGGUCCACACUGAUCUUCUUCGCCACCUUAUUCGUGGUCAUGGAAGCUCUGGACAAACUGGGAUUACUGAGAUGGAUCGGUGGCCUAGUGGAACAAGUAAUCACGAUUGUGCCUCCUGAGCAUCAACUCUUGGUGGCAAUCACUAUCAUUCUGUGGGUCUCAGGCCUCGCAAGUGCCUUCAUCGACAACAUCCCCUUCACCACCAUGAUGAUCCCGGUGAUUACUCGGCUAGCCAAUAGUUCCAACCUUGAACUCCCUAUUCAGCCUUUAGUUUGGUCCCUCGCUUUGGGCGCUUGCUUGGGCGGAAACGGAACCCUGAUCGGCGCUUCCGCUAACGUGGUCUGUGCCGGUGUGGCUGAACAGCAUGGCUACAAAUUCACUUUCAUGGACUUUUUCAAGGUGGGAUUUCCCAUCAUGUUGCUCAGUUUAGUGGUUGCUAAUUUGUACUUGAUCCUAUGCCACGUUCUGUUCCAAUGGAACGGCUAGCGAACUGAACUGGUCGUUUUUUGUACAGCAUCGUGUUUGCCCUGGAAGGGUGUGUGCAAUAAAGAUUCACUCUGCAUGCAGCAACAUAAAUCAUGAGGCUCAUUUCAAUUUCGCAUGCAAGAGCAAUUCAUUGGCAUGGUGAUGAACAACUAGGUCACGACCUCGCAAGCGGGUCUGUCUGUCUGUCUGUCUGUCUGUCUGUCCCUCUGGUCCCAAGCGAAACUGUCAAUAAAUGCGAAAUGUAAUUACAUGGAGCCAUAAAAGCCAAGGUCGAGGCAGCAAGCUUGGUGCCACUAAGUUGCCACCACCGUUCGAGAGUUUUCCCAAGCACGGAAAUCAAUUUUUACCGCAGGUUUGCAUUACACUUGGUCAUGAACAAUUCUGA
This is a messenger RNA of Tigriopus californicus, 2699 nucleotides long. Its product is annotated as P protein-like. The transcript has a single exon. Gene Ontology annotation, biological process: transmembrane transport. NCBI's taxonomy places the organism in Eukaryota, Metazoa, Arthropoda, Copepoda, Harpacticoida, Harpacticidae. Gene Ontology annotation, cellular component: membrane. The record is from RefSeq and is a predicted model, not a curated record. The coding region runs from base 116 to 2314 and encodes 732 amino acids.